Molecule: messenger RNA, 2759 nt
Organism: Pseudogymnoascus verrucosus
Lineage: Eukaryota; Fungi; Ascomycota; Leotiomycetes; Thelebolales; Thelebolaceae
Exons: 2
Coding region: 421-1734 (437 amino acids)
Biological process (GO): coenzyme A biosynthetic process
Cellular component (GO): nucleus; cytoplasm
Molecular function (GO): phosphopantothenate--cysteine ligase activity
Source: RefSeq, a predicted model, not a curated record
AGGGAAGUCUGUUUAUCUCCUCCUUGUUCUUGCCUUCUGACAUGCAUCCGGCGUUGCUCCCCAUGCGGCCCGAUAAUUUUCCGCAAUCCGUUUCUCCCUGACGUAUCAACGAAGCUCUCGACUUCGGCCCGUAAAGUCCAGCCGAGGCUGCCAGAUACCAUACCUUUGUCCACGUUCCUCUGUUCACCGCCGGCACUACUCGACAGCACAGACAGUGAGAAAGUCUAUAUCUAUGAAAGAAUAGCAGCUGUCUGUCACCUUGCUGCCCCGCGACGGCGCCUCGGACCCCGCCAAGGGAACCCCACCAAGCAACCUCACCCCCUCACAACUUCCUCCUGAAAGCCCCUCAUCCACAAGCUUCACAUUAGCUACGACCCCUUCUAUUGUAACGAAUAGAGCAAUCAUAUAACCACGUCUACGAUGUCCCUCCCAGGCGCAUCUCAACGGCCGCGCAUCUCUCGCUCGAACACUGCACAGCGCGCCGAGUACGACUACUUCUCCGACAACCCUCCACCAAAGCAGCUUGAGACUCAUUCCAAGCUAGCUCAAGAAUUCAUCGAAUACCAUGCUGCUUCCAAUAACCGCGUCGUCUUGAUAACCUCCGGAGGCACUACUGUUCCCCUCGAGCGCCAGACGGUGCGCUUUAUCGACAACUUCAGCGCUGGUACUCGCGGUGCCACGUCGGCCGAAUACUUUCUCGAGGCGGGGUACGCGGUUAUCUUCCUGCACCGCCAAUUCUCCCUGCUGCCGUACUCGCGGCACUACUCCCAUGCUACCGACUGCUUCCUCGACUUCCUUUCUGAGUCCGCGGACGGGACUGUCGUCGCGAACCAGGAGCACCAGGACAAAAUGGUCCACGUACUCCGCAAAUACAACGCCGCCAAGGCCAAGAACCUUCUUCUCACCCUUCCAUUCACGACCAUCACCGACUACCUCUUUAUCCUACGCUCUGUGAGCCAGUUAAUGCGCCCCCUCGGCGCCCACGGCCUCCUAUACCUCGCCGCUGCCGUAUCCGACUUCUUCGUCCCCCCCACCCGCAUGGUCGAGCACAAAAUCCAAUCCACCGACGCUGUCAAGAACCGCGCCCCAGCAUCCCCCGAAGUCUCCAACCUCGGCAUUGUGGAUCGCUCCCCAGGCCCCACCGCCUCUCCCCUCGAUAUCACCAACGACUCCCCCGGUUCCGAAGAUGAAGUCUUCGACAACUUUGACUCAUCACCGCGUGUGCCGCGAUCCAAGCGGCUGAUAGUCGAUCUAGACCCCGUCCCGAAGUUCCUCAAGAACCUCGUCGAUGGAUGGGCACCUGAAGGCAUGAUCGUCUCCUUCAAGCUCGAGACUGACCCCGACAUUCUUGUUCACAAGGCCGAGUACAGUCUUGAGCGCUACCAGCACCACCUGGUUAUUGGUAACCUGCUUAGCACGCGUAAGUGGGAGGUGGUGUUUGUGAGCAAGGACCGCGCGGUAGAGGGGUCGCGCAUGCGCGAAGAGUGGAUCCGUGUCCCACGGCAGAGGAGAGGGACCGGAGUGAAAGAUUGGACGGGGAAGGCAGCGCUGCUGACGGUGGGUGAUAAAUUGGGCGUAGCGGAUCCGAUUGAGAAUGAGAGAGAGCACCCGAGUGACCCAGCGGACUUGAUGGGCGAGCCGGAGAUCGAAAUUGAGGGCUUGAUCAUCCCGGCUGUGGCAGACAUGCAUACGGCGCAUAUUAAGGCCCAUGGGAAGGUGGCGCCGGUCGCUUGACCUUCGUGUGGUUUGUUUGUAUGAUGCCGAGAGUGGGAGUGGUGUGGAUUUAUCUAAAAGCAUGUUGUACUAAUUAAAGAAAGAUUUGCUGUCCUCUGUUUGGCAUUUAUCACAACAUAUAUCACCCAGUUUAUUUCAAUUACAUCUAACGUAUUUCACGGGCGAGCGGGUCACACGAGCGAGCGGGUCACCAAAACACCAAAACGCGUCAACCUAUCUGUAGUUAACAAUGCCACAACCAACACAAGACCAAUCCUCUAAUCAAGAGGGUAGAAUACUAUUAGCUAUUACAGCACUUAAAGAAGGCAAUAUUAAGAGUAUUCGAGCUGCUGCAAUGUCGUACGACGUCCCAUUUGAGUCGCUCCGUGCACGACUUAACGGUGUUACUUCUCGACGCGACUCUACUCCUAACUCACGAAAAUUAACUUUGUACGAAGAGUCAGCUCUUGUUCAAUAUAUCCUUGACCUAGAUUCACGUGGGUUUCCACCCCGGCCACAAGCUGUGCAAGAAAUGGUAGACCUUCUACUCUCUGAACGAGGCAAGAGCCCUAUUGGGAUAAACUAGGCUACUAGCUUUAUAAAGCGUCGUAUAGAAAUCAAAUCGAAGUUUAGUCGGAAGUACGACUAUAAACGAGCAAAAUGCGAAGAUCCUAAGAUAAUUAAAGGGUGGUUCUCCCUUGUAUGAAACACAGUUGUAAAAUACGGAAUCUUAGAGUAAGAUAUCUACAACUUUGAUGAAGCAGGUUUUGCAAUGGGAGUUAUUGCUACUACAAAGGUAGUUACAAGCUCGGAAGCAAAAAGUCGUCUAAAGACUAUACAGCCAGGGAAUAGAGAGUGGGUGUCAAUUAUCUAAGGUGUUAAUUCGUACGGAUGGGCCCUUCCGCCAUUUAUCAUUUUCAAAGCACAGAAUCACCUCUCUGCUUGGUACGAGGACUCAGGAUUACUAGAAGACUAGGUGAUUACGCUAAGUGAGAAUGGGUGGACUUUAAAUUCAAUUAGGUACGAGUGGAUUCAACAUUUCGAUC